Phytophthora infestans T30-4 is the source of this 1191-nucleotide messenger RNA. RefSeq names its product CorA Metal Ion Transporter (MIT) Family. Lineage: Eukaryota; Oomycota; Peronosporomycetes; Peronosporales; Peronosporaceae. Gene Ontology annotation, biological process: magnesium ion transport; transmembrane transport. The coding region runs from base 1 to 1191 and encodes 396 amino acids. Gene Ontology annotation, molecular function: magnesium ion transmembrane transporter activity. The record is from RefSeq and is a predicted model, not a curated record. The transcript has 5 exons. Gene Ontology annotation, cellular component: membrane.
AUGGCGACGACGGCAUCCGAACAUGACAUGAGCCCGAGAUCGAGGUUCUGUAUCGACCUUGACAUCACACCAAUGGAGACGAGUGAAGUCAGUGCUUCCCACUCUCCAAGCAAAUUCUUCUGUCGAUUCGACCCCGUGACGAGGAAAGGAAGACUGCUAAUGCUGCUGUUCGUUCGUGACGGUAGCUCGACUCUGCAGGAAAUGAGUCGACUGGAUGUGCUGCGCAUGACACAAGAAGCGGCAAAGCUUGGAAGUGAGUCUCCUGCUAAACCGUCUCAAUACCGAAGGCCAGGAACAGUCUGUGACGUCCAGCGCGUACACGCCAGAGACAUUCGCAGGAUGGAGAAUGCGUUCUCAGCAUCCAACGAACCGUCCAUUAUCCUUCGCAAACAAACAAUUUUCUUUAGCGCUGAUCCUUUGCGCGCGAUCGUUCUGCGAGAUGCCUGUUUGGUUUACGUUCCUGACGGAGCGGACAGUUUGAUCUCCAUGCUCAAGCAGGACUUCCUGACUAAUGCACGGGACAAUGCAGAGGCUCCUUUCGAGUUCAGAGCGUUGGAGGCGUUGCUAGCGACACUUGCAAGAUACUUUCGAGCUCAGUAUGAUCAGUUGUCUCCCGCUAUUGUAUCCGACCUCGAGCACCUGGUUCAAGGCAACUUGGACUCACACGAGCUGGAACGUCUACGUGAGUUCAAGAACACGAUGAACGAAUUUGAGUCUCAGGUGGAUGGAGUGCGUCGUGUGUUGAUGGAGUUGCUGGACAACGAAGAAGACCUCCGCCUACUCUACCUCACCAAAAUCUACGAGACUCCAGACCUCUUGUCGGAUCUCUAUAGCUUCGACUCGGAGGAAGCUGAAGUACUGAUUGAAAACUACCUCCAAGAUAUCUUCUCCACCCGGACGACAGCCGAUCUGCUGCAACAUCGCAUUGCCAAUACAGAGAGUCUGGUGACGCUGAAACUGGACUCGAAGCGAAAUUAUCUGCUUCGAGUGCAGCUCGUCUUCUCGCUUGUAUCGAUCAACAUUUCCGUCGGCACGUUGAUCUCCGGUGUGUUCGGUAUGAAUCUCACCUCAGGCGUGGCAGACGCAUCUGGCUGGUUUUUGGGCGUUGUCAUCUUCACUGUUGUGCUCUUCAUCACCACGACGUAUGCUGGUAUAAUUUUCUUUAAACAGAAAGGAGUAAUGCUCAAGUAA